CUGAGAGGCCACAGAGCUGAUACAGGGCUCGGAGUACCGAGCACCCCCGACAUCAUGAGUUGGUCCAUGUACCCCCGGAAUUUAAUUCUCUACUUCUACACUCUUCUAUUGCUCUCUUCAACAUGCCUGGCACGUGUUGCUACCAAAGACAACUGCUGCAUCUUAGAUGAAAGAUUUGGUAGUUAUUGUCCAACUACCUGUGGAAUUGCAGAUUUCCUAUCGACUUACCAAACCAGUGUGGACAAGGAUCUACAGACUUUGGAAGACAUCUUAAAUCAAGCUGAAAACAAAACAUCAGAAGUUAAAGAACUGAUCAAAGCCAUCCAACUCGUCCCUAAUUCUGAUGAACCACAGAGGCCAGGUAGAAUAGAUAGUGCUAUCAGGGAAGCCAAGAAAAUGAUGGAAGAAAUUGUGAAAUACGAAGCAUUGCUUAUAACACAUGCAUCAAGUAUUCGAUUUUUGCUGGAUAUAUAUAAUUCAAAUAAUCAAAAGAUCACUAAUCUGAGACAGAAGGUAGCCCAGCUUGAAGAAAAGUGUCAGGAACCUUGCAGAGACACAGUACAAAUACAAGAUAUAACUGGGAGAGACUGUCAAGACAUUGCCAAUAAGGGAGCCAAAGAGAGUGGGCUUUACUUUAUCAAACCUCUGAAAGCUAAGCAGCAGUUCUUAGUCUACUGUGAAAUUGAUACAUCUGGAAAUGGAUGGACUGUGCUUCAGAAGAGGCUUGAUGGCAGUGUGGAUUUCAAGAAAAAUUGGAUUCAAUAUAAAGAAGGGUUUGGAUAUCUGUCUCCUACUGGCACCACAGAAUUUUGGCUGGGAAAUGAGAAGAUUCAUUUGAUAAGCACACAGUCUACCAUCCCAUAUGUACUAAGAGUGGAGUUGGAGGACUGGAAUGGCAGAACCAGUACUGCAGACUAUUCCACGUUCAAGGUGGGACCUGAAACUGACAAAUACCGCUUGACAUAUGCCUACUUCAUAAGUGGAGAUGCCGGAGAUGCCUUUGACGGCUAUGAUUUUGGUGAUGAUCCUAGUGACAAGUUUUUCACGUCCCACAAUGGCAUGCAGUUCAGUACCUGGGACAAUGACAAUGAUAAAUUUGAAGGCAACUGUGCUCAACAGGAUGGAUCCGGUUGGUGGAUGAACAAGUGUCAUGCUGGCCACCUCAAUGGAGUUUAUUACCAAGGUGGCACUUACUCAAAAUCAUCUACUCCUAAUGGUUAUGAUAAUGGCAUAAUUUGGGCCACUUGGAAACCCCGGUGGUAUUCCAUGAAAAAAACCACCAUGAAGAUAAUCCCAUUCAACAGACUUGCCGUUGGAGAAGGACAGCAGUACACCCUCGGAGGAGCCAAACAGGUUGGACCAGAACACCGUGUCAAAAUAGAAAAUGAAUACGACGCAGAAUAUGACUAAUCAUUUCACCUCGAGAAUUAAAUGUUCAUUUCUAUUAAUCCACAAAGUUUCAGAAACUUUUCUGGAAGUUCCUUCUCAUUUUCUCUUACUAUAUUUAUUAAUUUUAAGUCUUUUAUUAAGGAUAUUUAGCCUUAAAUAGAAAUUAAAACUCACUUCUCACUUCGGACUGUGUUCCCAGAUUACUGAACUCAGAGUUAUUCAAAAUUUGUUUAUUUGAUGAAAUAACAUUUUAGCAUAUUUCCUAGAUAUAUAAUAAAGUUAUUGCCAUAUUUUGUAUUUUAAUGAUCAUAUGUCAUUUUGUCUUGGAGAUUCUUUAAAUUAUUUAUUAAAUAUUUUAGUAUAUACUAAUAAAAUAGGAGUAAAUUCUAGUGUUUCAAAUACCUAAGUAUUUUUUCCUUUUUUAUUACCCCUAAAUCAUACAUAUUUAAUUCUUCUUUUUAAAUGGGAAGAAUUUUAUCUUUUUAAUAUAUUUUCUGUUUUGGUCAUAGGCUGGAGAUAUUUAGAAGACCACUUCAAAGUGAUAUACCUUUUUAAAAGGACUUUAUCUGAACAGAGAAAUAUAAUAUUUUUCCCAUGGGACGAUGAACUCACAAAGCCUCACUUCAUUUUAAGAGUAAAAAGAAUCCUUGCUGAAAACUCCACUAACAGUUUUAUGCUGGUAAUAAUUUAUCUACAUACCACUUCAAUAAACAUUUUUUUUCCUAAGUCUA
This is a messenger RNA of Ceratotherium simum simum (southern white rhinoceros), 2120 nucleotides long. RefSeq names its product fibrinogen gamma chain (gene FGG). NCBI's taxonomy places the organism in Eukaryota, Metazoa, Chordata, Mammalia, Perissodactyla, Rhinocerotidae. Gene Ontology annotation, molecular function: extracellular matrix structural constituent; signaling receptor binding; protein-macromolecule adaptor activity. The record is from RefSeq and is a predicted model, not a curated record. Gene Ontology annotation, cellular component: fibrinogen complex. Gene Ontology annotation, biological process: blood coagulation; blood coagulation, common pathway; fibrinolysis.